Indicator indicator is the source of this 942-nucleotide messenger RNA. RefSeq names its product RUN domain containing 3B (gene RUNDC3B). The transcript has 8 exons. The record is from RefSeq and is a predicted model, not a curated record. The coding region runs from base 1 to 942 and encodes 313 amino acids. NCBI's taxonomy places the organism in Eukaryota, Metazoa, Chordata, Aves, Piciformes, Indicatoridae.
AUGGCGGCCCUCGGCUUAGGGGGGUUCAACGUCCCCGCCCGCAGGAAGAGCGGCCCGGCCCGCAACGCGGCGGUGGAACGGCGGAACCUGAUCACGGUCUGCAGGUUUUCAGUCAAGACUUUGAUUGACCGUUCGUGCUUUGAGACCAUCGACGACACCUCUCCUGAAUUUAACAAUUUUGCAGCCAUUCUGGAACAGAUCCUAAGCCAUCGACUCAAAGGUCAGAUCUCCUGGUUUGGCUACGAAAGCCCUCGUAGCUUCUGGGACUACAUUCGCGUAGCUUGCCGAAAGGUCUCCCACAGCUGCAUCUGCAGUAUUGAGAACAUGGAGAACGUCGGUUCUUCUAGAGCUAAGGGUCGGGCCUGGAUCAGAGUGGCUCUGAUGGAGAAGCACCUGUCUGAAUACAUCUCCACAGCUCUCAGAGACUUCAAAACCACCAGGAGAUUUUAUGAGGAUGGAGCCAUUGUCCUUGGGGAAGAAGCCAACAUGCUUGCUGGGAUGCUGCUGGGACUCAACGCCAUUGAUUUCAGUUUUUGUUUGAAGGGAGAGGGCUUGGAUGGCAGCUUUCCAGCUGUCAUAGAUUACACACCCUACCUGAAGUUCACCCAAAGUUCUGACAGCAUCAGCAGUGAUGAAGAAGAGCUGAGGACGCUGGGCAGCAGUGGCAGUGAAGGCAGCACUCCGGAGAACAUUGGUCCUCCUUUCAUCACAGAUGAGAACAGUUGGUACAACAAAUGCAAAAGAGUGGAGCAGAAGUACCGGCUGGCCUUGGAGCAGAAGGGCUACCUUGAAGAAUUGGUACGGCUCAGAGAAAACCAACUCUCUGAAUCUGUCUCACAGAAUAAACUGCUGCUCCAGAGAAUUGAAGAUAUGGAUCUAGCCCAUAAAAUGGAGAAGGAGCAGCUGGAAUAUAUCAUUGUGGAGCUGCAAGACCAGUUGUAA